Salvelinus fontinalis (brook trout) is the source of this 3566-nucleotide messenger RNA. RefSeq names its product F-box protein 16 (gene fbxo16). The transcript has 8 exons. Lineage: Eukaryota; Metazoa; Chordata; Actinopteri; Salmoniformes; Salmonidae. The record is from RefSeq and is a predicted model, not a curated record. Gene Ontology annotation, molecular function: protein binding. The coding region runs from base 345 to 1439 and encodes 364 amino acids.
GUGUGUGGAUUGUAUUUCGGUGGCAACAGCGCCACCCUUGUGUGUCAAGCGGUGUUUGCGUCGCUCAUGUCGUUGCUCUUGACUACGCAAAGCGGCGACGGUGACAGGGUUGGGUAGAGAAGGAGAGGGGGAGGUGCACCCCACAGUACACCCAUUACUAUGGAAACAGGUAAACUGUACGAACGCUUCAAGAACAAAGUGACAUGUACUGGUAAUCCUAUGGACAAGAUACGAAUACAUAACACUGAGGAUUCGUGAUUGGGAUGAUAACUAUGCUUCCCCAUGCAUCAGAGGCCGGAGGAGAUUGAUGAUCUGACUUGUUGCUGACUUGUAGCAGCUGAAAGAUGUCCUUUGCACCGAGGACCUCACUAACCUCUGCCAAGAUGCAGACCAGAAUGAGUGCCUGGACACCUCUUAACCACCAGCUGUCUAAUAACAAUGUGUUUGAAGAGCGAAGAAACCUGCUGGGAAAAUGGUUUGACAAGUGGAGCGACGGCCAGAGGAAGGCGGUUCUACAGGACUUUUUCUCGCGGUGUUCAGUGGGCCAGCUGCGUUUCCUCCGUCAGAACCUGACCAAGAGGGUUCCAGAGGAGAACCUAGACUUCACCUCUGUCCUGCCCAGAGUUCUCUCUCUCUAUGUCUUCUCUUUCCUCGACCCCAGGAGUCUUUGCAGGUGUGCACAGGUGAGUUGGCACUGGAAGGGUAUAGUCGAGUUGGACCAGCAAUGGAUGCCCAAGUGUCUUAAACUCGGCUGGUGCAUCAACUUUGCCCCCACACCAUUUGAACAUGGGGUCUGGAAGAGACACUACAUAGAGACAGUACUGGAGCUCCACAUCGGCAAACCUAAGACUCUAUCACAGCAGGAGUUCAUUGUCCCUGAGGUGACGUCCAUAAACAGUGUGACGUUUGACCAAUCAGAGAGCUUCCUCAGAGAGGUCCAGCGAGAGAGGAGCGGUGGCGGCACCACGAGGGGGUCAGGAGGGUCCCAGCUGAAGGGGCUACCCCCGUGGAGGGGUGCAGACAGACACCCCACUGACACUGUGCGAUUCAAUUAUCUGGAAAAUCUGGACCCCAUAGAGCACGCCCACCAAGUAAAAGUGAAGAGCAGAGGGGUCUUCAACACUGACAAUGGAUUGAAGAAAGAGCUGUCUGCAUUCAAUUAUAAACUGCGCAAGGCAAAGUCAUUGAUGUUCCUGUCCUUGGACCUGACUCCAGGUUUGGGUUCUGGAGCAGGACAGCAGAAGCAGAACCGGUUCCGCCCCCAAUGGGCCACACAGAGCCUAGAGUACCCUGUCACCAAGGCAACAGCCAAGAGCCUGUCGCGGUCGAGCCAAUGGAACGCUGGGAUACGACCUGGUCCUGUGAGGUCAGCGGUGCCCAGGCUCAGUCAGGAAGGACUGAGGGCAUCAAUGAGGACAAACAGGAGUACUCCUAGUUAGAAACAUCUUUCCUUCCUUCCUCUCUCCCUCCCUUCCUUCCUCCUUUUCUACUUUCCUUAAAUCUGUCGAUCGCAGGGGACACACAGGACCACGCCUAGUAAGACAAUAGAUGACCAAUCCUUUCAAUGUACAUUCUUGGUUGAACUAUAACAGAAUGAGCGCUCCAUCAAAAAGGAAACUUGUGUCCAAGGAAACACGUGACAUUACAUUCUUACUCAAUGAAUGCUUUCUUUCAUCGCCUGAAUGUUCCGUAUGAUGUACACUGCUCAAAAAAAUAAAGGGAACACUUAAACAACACAAUGUAACUCCAAGUCAAUCACACUUCUGUGAAAUCAAACUGUCCACUUAGGAAGCAACACUGAUCGACAAUAAAUUUCACAUGCUGUUGUGCAAAUGGAAUAGACAAAAGGUGGAAAUUAUAGGCAAUUAGCAAGACACCCCCAAUAAAGGAAUGGUUCUGCAGGUGGUGACCACAGACCACUUCUCAGUUCCUAUGCUUCCUGGCUGAUGUUUUGGUCACUUUUGAAUGCUGGCGGUGCUUUCACUCUAGUGGUAGCAUGAGACGGAGUCUACAACCCACACAAGUGGCUCAGGUAGUGCAGUUCAUCCAGGAUGGCACAUCAAUGCGAGCUGUGGCAAAAAGGUUUGCUGUGUCUGUCAGCGUAGUGUCCAGAGCAUGGAGGCGCUACCAGGAGACAGGCCAGUACAUCAGGAGACGUGGAGGAGGCUGUAGGAGGGCAACAACCCAGCAGCAGGACCGCUACCUCCGCCUUUGUGCAAGGAGGUGCACUGCCAGAGGCCUGCAAAAUUACCUCCAGCAGGCCACAAAUGUGCAUAUUUUUUGGUCUUGUGAGCAGAAUCUUCAACAUUGUGAGAAUUUUGUGCAACUUCCGGCGCACAUUUACAGUGAACAGUACCCAUACCGUUUUAGACCAUGGACCAAAUAGGUGACUGUAAAUUGCCUUGGGUUGUAUGAUGCAAGAAACCCCUUUACAAAUUACAAUUAAUUAUUACCAUACAGAGAAUUAGACAAUGUACGCUACCCCUCUGCCUAUUGGCUUAUUCAAGCCUGUCUCAAAAUACAACUCUGCCCCUUUAAUUAAGACAAGCAUUUUACCGGACUGGCUUUUCAAAGACAUGUUGAAAUGUAGCCUACAUGUUUUGUGCUCUUGUAGGAAGCAGUAACUCCCCAUUGCUGACCUAUACUUAUCUAUAACUGGGCUAUUAAUUCGCCAACUAGCAAAGAAUAUCAAUAAAUGUGCACACGGGCGGCGCAGAUCUGAAAAGCGCAUUCACUCUACUCCAUGCGCUCUGGCUACAACAAAAUCAGACUCAAUCUUGUAAAAUUAGAUUUGUUGCAUUGAAAAGGGGCUGAUAUGUUAAUUUGAUCACAGAAAAAACGUUGAUCUAUAUAUUGCAAACUAAUUGGGCGAACUCAGUGAAGUUCAAUCUGUUGCAUUUCUUCUGCGCAGCAGUCCUAGAGAAAAUGCGCGCACAGUUUAGAUGGAACAUUGGCUGUGACCCAAAUUUGGAUCAUGAGUGGUUUGAAAUAGGUCGCGGGUGUCUAAUUAAAAUUGUUAUCGUUUUGGGGUGAUGAAAAAUACUCCAGUCUGCACUUAAACUACUAAAGCCAGGUAAAGGGUGUAUAAAUUAUCAAUAUUUUUUUUUACAUUUCAAUAUAGAGCUAUUAUCAGUGAUUUAGCAGAUUUUGUGGUCUCAUACCAGUUAGCAUACAAACGUUCAUCAAUCAUGGGUAAAAUUAUUAUUGACAAUAGAAAAUGUGGGAACGUUGUUCCCUUGUCAUAUACAUUGCUACAUUUACUAUCAAUAUAGCAUUACAAAUAUUUUUCCAGGUGGCUUUUUGUAGUGCUAAUAUUUAGUUGCGACUGAGACAAUGGGUACCAAUUUGAGUCCGGAGGCAAAACCAGUUGAGAAGCACUGGUAUACAAUACAAAGGAAGUACAGUACUACAUACUGAAGUAGUGAGAAUCAGAAGAGAAGCCGUUCAACCAAACAGUACUGGGAAGAUGGAACUGAGACGUGUACUCUUGAUUUACAUCAAAUCAUGUUGACGUACAUUUCCACCAAGUUGAAUUAUGACAAGAAUACAGUGUAUGGACAUGACUA